Messenger RNA from Notolabrus celidotus (New Zealand spotty), 1279 nucleotides. RefSeq names its product mitochondrial ribosomal protein L3 (gene mrpl3). NCBI's taxonomy places the organism in Eukaryota, Metazoa, Chordata, Actinopteri, Labriformes, Labridae. Bases 163 to 1188 code for a protein of 341 amino acids. Gene Ontology annotation, biological process: translation. Gene Ontology annotation, cellular component: ribosome; mitochondrial large ribosomal subunit. The transcript has 10 exons. Gene Ontology annotation, molecular function: structural constituent of ribosome. The record is from RefSeq and is a predicted model, not a curated record.
UACGGAGCUGUUUUGGUCACGUACCGGAAGUAGCCAGGGUGACAUUAGGAAUAGGUAUGAAGGAAGGCAUGGCUCUGGAUAUGUUGUAAGACCCCGUGUUCUUAUCGUUCUCUUGGUUUUUUUUUAAAUAUUUGUGUGUAAGUGUUUCUUCUGAAGAGCGUCAUGGCGGCGUGGAGCUGCCGGGUUCUUCUUCUGCGAGGAUCUCGACUCGUCGCUCCCCGAGCAGCUGCUGAAAGUCCUGCCCAUUUGAUGGGUUGCAUCAGGACAGUCAAGACCACAACAUGGUUCGAGGAAAACCUCACAGAGGACAACCAGGAGUACAUGAGGAAGAGCAUGGCAGAGGAGUACAGGAGUCAAACGGCUGAGAAGCUCAACCCGCUCAAAGAUGAGCCCUGGCAGCGACACGAGUGGACAGAAGGAAGUCGAAGAGUAGGGUUAGUCGCUGUGAAAUUAGGAAUGGCUCCUGUCUGGACAAAAACAGGGGAACGGCACGUAGUCACCAUGUUACAGGUGCAGGACUGCCAUGUCAUACAAUACCUGUCUAAAGAAGAAUAUGACGGACGCACAGCUGCUCUCAUGGUCGGAGGGAAGAACAUAUCACCGUUCUAUAGGUCUGAAGAGGACAUGGAGAUGUUCAGAAAUACAGGCGUGCCACCAAAACAGAAAGUCACCACGUUUAAAAUUUCAGACAACGCCAUCAUCAAGCCAGGCACUCCUCUGUAUGCAGCUCAUUUCCGUCCUGGACAAUACGUGGACGCCACAGCCAAAUCCAUCGGUAAGGGUUUUCAAGGCGUAAUGAAGCGAUGGGGGUUCAAAGGUCAGCCGGCCACCCAUGGCCAAACAAAAACACACCGCAGGCCAGGAGCUUCUGGGCCUGGAGGGGAUCCAGCCAAAGUUUUCAAAGGGAAGAAGAUGCCCGGCAUGAUGGGAAACACCUACAUCACAGCAUAUGGACUGAAGAUAUGGAGGGUCAAUACCAAGUAUAAUGUGCUGUAUGUGAACGGCUCCGUCCCCGGCCACAAGAACUGCUUGGUGAAGGUAAGAGACACCGUCCUGCCAAACAGGAGCUCCACAUUGCUGAAUCCCCCUUUCCCUACAUACUUCACAGAAGAGGAGGCUGACCUGGAAGAAGACCUGUAUGACGAGGGCUGUUUCAGUCACACAGAGCCAUCGUUAACAAUAACCUGACCACAUACACACACUCGUGAACACACCACACAUUUUCACCUAAACCCAAAAAUGAAGACUGAACCCUGUAAUAAAGAGUUAUUCCUUUGAA